Molecule: messenger RNA, 1767 nt
Organism: Aureobasidium namibiae CBS 147.97
Lineage: Eukaryota; Fungi; Ascomycota; Dothideomycetes; Dothideales; Saccotheciaceae
Product: amino acid permease
Exons: 1
Coding region: 1-1767 (588 amino acids)
Biological process (GO): amino acid transmembrane transport
Cellular component (GO): membrane
Molecular function (GO): amino acid transmembrane transporter activity
Source: RefSeq, a predicted model, not a curated record
AUGGAAGACGCCAAAGGGAUCAUCCCUAAUGCUCGACAAUAUUCGUCGCCCUCAGGCUCUGCGGCCGAGGUUGGUCAUAACUACGACCAGCCUAGGUCAUGGUCCACACGCUUCGUCGACAGCUUCAAGCGCGACCCAAACGCACACGCUACACCCCCAGGAACAGUCGGCGCAGAUGGAAAAGUAUUUGAUGUCGAACAUGCGAACGCCGCGACCGCCGACUCUGGCCUGUCUAGACAUUUGAAGGGCCGUCAUCUGCAGAUGAUCGCAAUUGGUGGAUCAAUCGGUACUGGUCUUUUCGUCGGAUCUGGAUCGGCUCUUGCGAAUGGAGGUCCUGCUUCUCUGAUCAUUGCUUACGGUAUCAUUGGAUUCAUGCUUUACACUACCGUUCACGCUCUGGGAGAAAUGGCUGUGCUUUUCCCGAUCGCUGGUUCCUUCAGUGCAUACUCGACGCGUUUCUUGGACCCAGCAUGGGGCUUCGCUAUGGGUUGGAACUAUGCUUUGCAAUGGCUGGUUGUGCUUCCUCUGGAGAUUGUUGCUGCUACCAUCACCAUUCAGUUCUGGAACGACAAGAUCGAUCCUAACGCUUGGGUUGCCAUCUUCUUGUUUGUUAUCAUCGGCAUCAAUCUUUUCGGUGUAAAGGGCUAUGGCGAGGCCGAGUUCGUCUUCUCCAUUCUCAAGGUCAUCGCCGUCGUUGGUUUCAUCAUUCUUGGCGUCAUCAUCAACGUUGGUGGUGGUCCUGAAGGCGGUUAUAUCGGUGGAAAGUAUUGGCACGAUCCCGGACCGUUCAAUCACGGUUUCAAGGGUCUUUGCAGUGUGUUUGUUACAGCUGCAUUUGCCUUUGCUGGAACUGAGCUGGUUGGUCUUGCUGCUGCCGAAACAGCCAACCCUCGCAAGUCUCUCCCCACUGCCGUCAAGCAAGUCUUCUGGAGAAUUUUCCUGUUCUACUUGGUCUCUUUGACUCUCGUUGGCCUUCUGGUUCCCUACAACGACCCGCGUCUGAUCAACGGUACCAGCAGUGUUGACGCUAAGGCCAGUCCUUUCGUCAUUGCCAUCAGAAAUGCCGGUAUCGACGGUCUGCCUUCUGUCAUGAACGCCGUCAUCUUGGUCGCUGUCCUCUCAGUCGGCAACUCUUCCAUCUACGGUUCAUCGCGUACUCUUGCAGCUCUCGCCGACCAGGGUCAAGCUCCCAAGAUUCUCGGAUACAUUGAUCGCAAGGGCCGUCCCAUUGUCUCGAUCGCCAUUUCCUCGCUCAUCGGUUUCCUCGCCUUCCUCGCUGGCUCUGACAAGCAAACCGAUGCUUUCAACUGGAUGCUGGCACUCUCUGGUCUCAGUUCCAUUUUUACAUGGCUCAGUAUCUGUCUUGCUCACAUCCGCUUUCGCAAGGCGUGGAGAGUCCAAGGCCACACUCUGGACGAGCUGGCUUUCGUAUCGCAACCUGGCCUCAUUGGCUCAUGGAUUGGUCUGGUGCUCAACAUCGUCGUCCUCAUCGCGCAGUUCUGGACUGGCUUUGCACCCAUCGGAUAUGCCGAAAUGUCGACCAGCGAUUUGAUCAUCAACUUCUUCGAGGUCUAUCUUGCUGCACCUGUUGUCGUUAUUUUCUACGUUCCUUACAAGCUUUGGUACCGUACGCCGUUUGUUCGCUCCCACAAUAUGGAUCUGCACACUGGUAUCAGAGAGCUGAACAUUGCUGAGCUGGUUGCUGAGGAGAGAGCUGAGCAGGCUCAGUGGCCGGCGUGGAAGAAGGUGUACAAGUGGUUGUGCUAG